Messenger RNA from Trichoderma asperellum CBS 433.97, 1014 nucleotides. RefSeq lists its product as uncharacterized. NCBI's taxonomy places the organism in Eukaryota, Fungi, Ascomycota, Sordariomycetes, Hypocreales, Hypocreaceae. The record is from RefSeq and is a predicted model, not a curated record.
GCACAAACAAGCUUCAUGUGAUAGUUCCACCUGUUGCAGCACGUAAUGCGCACGCCGGGCGUUCUAUAAGUACUCUGCCUCUUUUGAAGAUUACUCUCCAUCCUUCCAUCUACUUUCUCUUUAUCUGAGCAUCGCGCCUCCUUCUCUCCCUCUUUCGCUCAUUAAUCAAGCCUGAGAUAUUCAUCUGUCCCAAUCGCAACCAUGGCUGCUCCAUCAAGCAAGACCGCCAAGAACCUCACUGGCAAAUGGACUAUGAACAAGACCCUCUCUGACUCCUCAGAGCCGGUGCUUGCCCUCCAGGGCAUCGGCUACCUGGUCCGCAAGGGAAUCGGUCUCGCCACCAUCACCAUCCAGGUAGAGCAGUACGAGGGCCCUCCCAGCCCGCCCAGCACGGCAGCCGACGUCGUCGUCCACAUCGACAUCACGCAGUCCGCCUCGGGCCUGUCCAGCACACAGGAGAACCGGUGCUUCGACGACCUUGAGCGCGAGCACACCGACUGGCUGUUCGGCACCGUCAAGGGCCGCAGCCGCUGGGCCAAGCUGGACGAGAUCACCGACGAGUACCUCAAGAAGGGCUGGGAGAUUGAGGGCGACGGCCAGUUUAUUGUAAACUCCGCUAAGAAUGAGGAGAAGGGCUGGACUGCCCAGCAGGUCUGGGGCUUCCAGGUCAUUGACGGCGAGCGUAGGUACUGCCGGAAUAUCGUCGUGACCAAGGGAAAAGAGCGGGCUCAGAUCCGACUUGUUUACGACUACAACGGUGAAGAGUAAGAAGGGGAAAGGGGACAAAUCUGACCAAAGUGGCAGGAUAUAGGGUGAGAGAACGAAAGUAUCCGACUAGGAUUAUGAGUUGACUUGUUGUUCUUAUUUGAUAUCGUAUGAUACAAAAGAGCUAGAUGGCAUGAGAAAGUGUGGCGGUAGACCAUAGUUGAAGCCUAAGAAAGCUUUCGUUUUAGUUAUUUCAGGAUAAAUCUAUAACUUAAAGCAUAUACAUCCAUGAUGACUUGUUCUUUACUU